UUUUCUGCUUCGGUACUGCAACACGGAGCAUGACUCACACUAAGUGGCUCUAAUUCAUCUACAUUAGUGUCCCCCCAGCUCAUCAAAGACCACCCGGCCCAGUCUUAUAUAAAGUCAGUCUGAGCCUUAUGUAAGUGAAGCUGGAGUGUGACUGGUGUUUAGGGUUGUUUAAAUUAAACAGAAGGGUCCGGUUUCCGCUUUUAGUUUGAGCCUUGAAACCUCCUUCAGUUCAUCACAUCAAUAUAAUCAUCAGCACGUCUAAUCCUUUCACUUGCCGUCAUGAGUUCGUCAUGUGUCGCUCCCUAAUGCAACGUGCGGGUCAUGAUGACUGGGCUUUAAUUUUGAACGGCCUUGUACAUGCACAUAUUGACUCUGAUAAGGUAGGAGUGGCCGAGCCUUAAACAUAAAUACGAGACCUGGACGCACGGCGGGCUCAUUCUGAGAAGAGGAGAACUUUGAGGCAGAGCGAAGGCGAUGGCGUCUCAGCCAAUCAGCAUUCUAAUCACAGGAGCCAACAGAGGCCUGGGCCUGGAGAUGGUUGAGCAAAUACUGCAGGCUUCCCAGCCAGUGAAACAGCUAUUCGCCUGCUGCAGAGACCCAGAUGGACCCCAGGCUGAGGCUUUGCGGACGCUGGCAAAAAAGCACGCGGACGUCGUCUCCAUCGUCCGUCUGGGUACGAGACGCCUCUGACCUUCGCAGCAUCAGACGGGCGACGCAGCGCGUGGGCGCCGCGCUGCCGCCGGGGGGUCUCAACCUGCUGAUUAACAACGCGGCCGUCCUGCCCAGAGGCGGCCUGCAGACCACCAGCCCCGAGGACAUGCAGAGCGCCCUCCACACCAACGUGCUGGGCCCCGCCAACAUCAUCAAGGAGUUCCUCCCUCUCCUUCGCGCCGCGGUGAGGGCCGGUGGACGAGCGGGGAUGUCCUGCAGACAAGCAGCCGUCGUCAACAUCUCCGCCUUCCUGGGUUCAUUCCCGUCCAUAGAGGAGACCUACGACUUCCUGCCGGCCAUCUCCUACCGCAUGAGCAAGGCGGCGCUGAACAUGCUGACGCUGUGCGCCUCCACGGAGCUCAAGCGAGACGGCAUCCUGGUCGCCGCGCUGCACCCUGGCUGGGUCCGCACGGACAUGGGCACGCAGGAGGCCGACAUCGAUGCCCGGGAGAGCGUGGAGGGGAUGCUUGAUGUGGUGUUCUCCCUGAACGAGAAGGACACCGGAACCUUUCUGAAUUAUAAGGGCAAAGUGAUCGGCUGGUGAAACCGCGCUGAAGGACAAUGAUUAGUCACGACGCAUACAAAAUAGCACAACAUCCAGGACUGAAGCGCUGAUCGACCUCAGAGACUGAACAGUAUAACAGCGACUUUGUUGUUCAUUAACUGCAAUCAAGCGUGAAAUAACCAUAACUAGAAAUAAAGGAGUUGUAACCGGC
This is a messenger RNA of Betta splendens (Siamese fighting fish), 1427 nucleotides long. Its product is annotated as C-factor-like. The coding region runs from base 602 to 1255 and encodes 217 amino acids. The transcript is spliced from 6 exons. The record is from RefSeq and is a predicted model, not a curated record. NCBI's taxonomy places the organism in Eukaryota, Metazoa, Chordata, Actinopteri, Anabantiformes, Osphronemidae.